CUUCUUGAAGCUUCUGAAGAUGCGAUGGAGUGUAAGAACUGUGAGAUGAGGCAAUGUCAGUACCAUUGCGCAAACUGUCUCAAAAACCAUCUACAUGAUUUCCGCCUUCAAACUCACCAUUUGCCCUCGGACAAGGAUGAGUAUAUUUCUCGUGCGUCUCGAGCAUGUAAAUCUAUCGAAUCUGGUCGUCUCCUUCGCGCAAAGAUUGCAAGUGAGAAGAGACUGCAAGAGCAAGCGCGACCGCCUCCGUACCCUACGGGAGACCCUUUCCCAGCGCAGGCGCACGCCUCCAUUGCUCGAGCACGUUCGGGCCUUGUACAAGAGCUCGCGGAGGUCUUUCACGUUGUCGCAUUCGGCGGACGGCAAGGCGCAAGGGGAGAGUGGACUAUUGGUGGACUAGUUCUUCCAGUACCGGGAGAUGUUAGACGGGAUCACAUCAACGCCGCGAUAACUUAUACCGUCCACUUUCUGGGACUUCUUACUUUCUACCUAGGCAUCAAACUCCCUUUUGAAGUUUCGUGGUCUUGCAGGAGGCUCGGUGUUGGUAUGCCUUGGAUCAGAGCAGGACGAGGGAGUGAAUCCUGGGCAAGAUGGACAGCUAAACACCCUUUGCACCUCACCUCAAAUUCUCCCUCUACAUCGUCUUCUCCAUCCUCCUCGCCGUCCCGUACUCCGCUCACCUCGUUGGCCGGCUCUGAAGCUCCAGAACAAGGGCCAGCACACAGCCAAAACCAAUCGUUCAUGACGGGCCUUGCGAUGCUUUUCUACAACGUCGCUCAUACCCAAGGUGUCGAUAUUCCGUUGUCUCAGGCAGGCGAUGCAUUGAGUAAUUUAUGGGCUGUCCAUGCAUCAUCGCAGCUAACACCCGUCAAUAUUGGGCAUUUCUCCCUCAAGGCCUCAAGUCCCUAG
This is a messenger RNA of Suillus discolor, 909 nucleotides long. Its product is annotated as UV radiation resistance protein and autophagy-related subunit 14-domain-containing protein. The coding region runs from base 25 to 909 and encodes 294 amino acids. Lineage: Eukaryota; Fungi; Basidiomycota; Agaricomycetes; Boletales; Suillaceae. The transcript is spliced from 6 exons. The record is from RefSeq and is a predicted model, not a curated record.